Pipistrellus kuhlii (Kuhl's pipistrelle) is the source of this 3968-nucleotide messenger RNA. RefSeq names its product lamin B2 (gene LMNB2). The coding region runs from base 35 to 1912 and encodes 625 amino acids. The transcript is spliced from 12 exons. The record is from RefSeq and is a predicted model, not a curated record. NCBI's taxonomy places the organism in Eukaryota, Metazoa, Chordata, Mammalia, Chiroptera, Vespertilionidae.
GGCCGGCGCCAUCUUGGUCGGCGGCGCGGAUUGAAUGAGCCCGCCGAGCCGUGGCCGCCGUGGGGAGCCGCGCGGGCCGCGAGGAGCCGCCGCCGCCGCCAUGGCCACGGCCACGCCGCUGUCCGGCCGCAAGGGCGGGCCUGCCACGCCGCUGUCGCCCACGCGCCUGUCGCGGAUGCAGGAGAAGGAGGAGCUGCGCGAGCUCAAUGACCGCCUGGCGCACUACAUCGACCGCGUCCGCGCGCUGGAGCUGGAGAACGACCGGCUCCUGGUCAAGAUCUCGGAGCGGGAGGAGGUGUCCACGCGCGAGGUGAGCGGCAUUAAGACGCUGUACGAGUCGGAGCUGGCCGAUGCCCGUCGAGUGCUGGACGAGACUGCCCGGGAGCGGGCCCGGCUGCAGAUUGAAAUAGGGAAACUGAGGUCUGAGGUGGAAGAGGCCAACAAAAGCUCCAAGAAGAGGGACGGUGAGCUCACGGUGGCCCAGGGCCGUGUGAAGGAACUGGAGUCCCUGUUCCACCGGAGCGAGGCCGAGCUGGCUGCUGCCCUCAGCGACAAGCGUAGCCUCGAGGGUGACGUGGCCGAGCUUCGGGCCCAGCUGGCCAAGGCCGAGGACGGCCAUUCAGUGGCCAAGCAGCAGCUGGAGAAGGAGACGCUGAUGCGCGUGGACCUGGAGAACCGCUGCCAGAGCCUGCAGGAGGAGCUGGACUUCCGCAAGAGUGUCUUCGAGGAGGAGGUGCGGGAGACGCGCCGGCAGCACGAGCGGCACCUGGUGGAGGUGGACAGCGGCCAGCAGCAGGAGUAUGACUUCCGGAUGGCACAGGCCCUGGAGGAGCUGCGCAGCCAGCACGACGAGCAAGUGCGGCUCUACAAGCUGGAGCUGGAGCAGGCCUACCAGGCCAAGCUGGACAACGCCAAGCUGUGCUCGGACCAGAACGAUAAGGCCGCCAGCGCUGCCCGCGAGGAGCUGAAGGAAGCACGCAUGCGAGUUGAGUCCCUCAGCUACCAGCUCUCCAGCCUCCAGAAGCAGGCUAGUGCAGCUGAGGACCGGAUCCGGGAGCUCGAGGAGGCCAUGGCCGGGGAGCGUGACAGGUUCCGGAAGAUGCUGGACGCUAAGGAGCUGGAGAUGACAGAGAUGCGAGAUGUGAUGCAGCAGCAGCUGGCCGAGUACCAGGAGCUGCUGGAUGUCAAGUUGGCUCUGGACAUGGAGAUCAGUGCCUACCGCAAGCUGCUGGAGGGCGAGGAGGAGAGGCUGAAGCUUUCCCCCAGCCCAUCGUCACGGGUCACCAUCUCAAGGGCCACCUCGAGCAGCGGCGGCAGCGUGUCCACGAUGGGGCGCUCUGGCCGCGGCAAGCGGAGGCGGCUGGAGACAGCGGAGCCGCUGGGCACGGGCUCCGGGGGCAUCAGCUCGGGCGGCGGCGGCAGCAGCAGCUUCCACCUGGCCCAGCAGGCCUCGGCCACGGGCAGCGUGAGCAUUGAGGAGAUCGACCUGGAGGGCAAGUUUGUGCAGCUGAAGAACAGCUCGGACAAGGACCAGUCUCUGGGGAACUGGAGGAUCAAGAGGCAGAUCCUAGAAGGGGCGGAGAUUGCCUACAAGUUCACACCCAAGUAUGUGCUUCGGGCUGGCCAGACUGUCACGGUAUGGGCAGCUGGCGCAGGCGUGGCCCACAGCCCCCCAUCAACACUUGUGUGGAAGAGUCAGAACAGCUGGGGCACAGGCGAGAGCUUCCGGACUGUCCUUGUCAACGCCGAUGGGGAGGAAGUGGCCAUCAGAAUGGUGAAGCAGUCCUCGGUGGUGCGGGAGACCGAGAACGGGGAGGAGGGAGAAGAGGAGGGAGCCGAGUUUGGCGAGGAGGAUCUUUUCCAUCAGCAGGGGGACCCGAGGACCACCUCCAGAGGCUGCCGCGUGAUGUGAUGGCGCACACUCAUCGCCUCUUUCCCCAGAGCCUCUGAAGACUUCAUAUCUGCUUUCUCCAGUCCUUAUACAUUUCUAGAGAAUUUUUAAGCGAACUGCCAGAAUGUGGGUGGGUCUGUCUGUCCUCUCAGUGGGUUUCUACGGACCCUCCCUCCAGCCACUGUCCAGGGGCCUUUCGGUGCCCAUUUCUGUGGGUUGGCCUCCGGGCCCAGGAGCCUAAUGGCUGAGGGGUUUGGUGUUAGAGGCUGGAGGGGCCGCGCUGCCCGCCCUCCCCAGCCUGAAGGGAGGCAGAGGAGCUGCAGGAUUCAGUAGUUGUCCUUCGUGUUAUUAAGCUUUUAAAAACCAAAAUCUGAACCCAGGUUCCUGCCUGGUGGGAUGGGGUGUCCCGGGGGUUUGGUGGCUCGCCCACCAGAACGGGGUGUGGGAGCUCUUGGGAGUCACAGGCUUUAUGUCUGCCUGGCUUUGGGGUUGUUGUGACUCCUGCUCUGAAGGUGCUGGGUGACAAGCAGGUUUUCCACCUGGUGAUCAGGGUGCCGCUGGGUGGGGGCUCCUUGUCCCCAUUGUGGCUGCCUAACCAUGCAUUUCUGGAACAAGACCAGUAGGACAGGAGAGAAGGAAGCCUGGGGAAGGAACACUUCCAGCCCAAGACUGGUAGCCGGUAAAGUGAGGGCACAAGUGUGAACCCGGUUUUAGGACCACGUCCAUGUGGAACCACUCGGUGCCCUCCUGUCACGGAAACACUGGCUUCCGGUGAGCCACUGGACGCCCCCUCCCCCACAUACACCGUGUGCCGGGCUCACUGCCAGCCUCCCGCCCGCAUAUACAUAUAUAUGGUGACCCCAAAAAAUGUAUACACACUGAAUAAUCAUAAAGGCAGUGUUUAUCGAAACACGUUUUUUAAGUUGAGCAUCAGCUAUUACAGUGUAUACAUUUUUUGUGGACACUGUAUUCUGCAUAUCUAUCACUACUCUUGCUUCUAUCUGUAACUCUAGUGGAAAUAGUUACUCAGGCCACUGCCAGCUGCCCCCUUUAGGGUGGUUCCAUGACACGGGCUAGCUCCUGGCUGCCUCGUGACCCUCUCUGCAUCAGCCUACCGUUUACAGCCCCACCUAGAUACACAGAAGUUAUUUUUUUAAUGGAUAUUUAUUUUUUUACAUUGGUCAGUACUCAGAUCGCCGAUCCUGCUUCCAUGGCUCAGGCCAGAGUCACGGGGACCCUCCCUCAGGGAGCUCUGAGCCGGAUGGCACACUUCUUCAGAAAGGGCAGCUAUGAGUCUGGGGCAGUCUCAGAGCACCCCAUGGCUGGCCCCCUGGUUCCCUUGGCUGCCCAUUGCCCUGCGCACCCCCAGGCCUGGCUUUCCUGGGGAAUUGCUUAUAGUGGAGAGGGGUGGAGACCAGGGCCCGUGCUGGUGGGACCCCAGUGGCUGAACCAAAUUGUAUGUUCAGGGUUCACCCACAGCCCUCACUUUCCUGGGUCCUUCCUGGGGCCACCUAAGUUCCCAGGCCAGGGACGGAGGGCGCCACCAGGACAACUCAGGGUCCGGUGGGCCGCAGCGAGCCUGCCAGCCUGGCAGUGCAGCACUGUACCCACCCGAACCCUUCCUGGGGCUGGCAGGCUCCUGAGGCUGAAGGCUGUACCCACCCGAACCUUUCCUGGGUGCUGGCAGGCUCCUGAGGCUGAAGGCUGGGUGCACCCCCCUACCCCCCACAAAAGGGGCAGUGGCAUUUUUGGAGAAUCUGAACUAUUUUUGAAUUUGGGUCCGUGGCUUGCUAACAGUCGUUCUCUGUUACAAGCUUGUGGACGGAAAGGGAGAGGGCCCCAGUGCCUGACAGCCUUGGGUGGAGCCGGGAAGUGGUCCAGGUCACCAGCGGGGACACUCGUCAGUAAUGAAGUGUCCGAACCGUGGGGCAGAAUCAACGUGAAACUGCCUGCCGUGGCCAGGGAAACGUGCAGGUCUCCUCACACAAGCUUAGCUUUAAGCCACUUACAGCGAUGCAGAAGGGAUUCCUCUGUCCGAGCCCCUAUCACAUGACUAAACCCAGCACUGGUCCCAGAG